AUGGCUAUUGAUACAGAUGAUAAAAUAACAAAGAAUUAUUUAACAUUCUAUGUUAAUCGAAAAAAAAUUAUCGAAAAACAUGCCGAACCAAACUGGACAUUAGUGUAUUAUUUAAGAACAAAAUUAAAUCUAACUGGGACGAAAGUUGGUUGUGGCACAGGUGGUUGUGGUUCAUGUACUGUUGUUAUCUCCAAAUACAAUCCUUUGACAAAAUCAAUCGCUCAUUUUAGUGUUAAUUCCUGUUUGACACUUUUGUGUACAUUGGAUGGUUGUCAUAUUGUUACUGUCGAAGGUCUUGGUACAACACAUGAACCAAAAGGUACUCUACAUCCGAUACAACGAACAAUUGCAGAAAAUUAUGCUUCACAAUGUGGUUUUUGCACACCUGGUAUGUGUAUGUCACUGUACGAUACAUUGGCAAAUUGUUGCAAGGAUAAACGGCUAACACUUCAUGAUAUUGAAGACACAUUUAAUGGUAACCUUUGUCGUUGCACAGGUUAUCGACCUAUUUUAGAUGGUGCGAAGAAAUCUUUUGCUGACAAAGAGAUUUGUGAGGGAUUAAUAGUGGAAUUCCCAAAAGAAUUAGGCGAAGAAUAUGUCUCAAAACCGAUUCAUCUUCAAGGUACAAACAUUGAGUUUUAUCGACCGACCGCAAUGGGUCAACUGUUCGAUUUACGAAAACAAUUUUCCAACUCUGACGAAAUAUAUUUCAUCGCUGGCAAUACGGGAGAAACAUUCGAUGCUAUCGUUCAUCAACAUCGCUAUUCACGACUUGUUCAUCUAACUGGAAUUUCCGAAUUACAACAGUUGUCCGAACAAUCGAAUGGUCUCUCAAUCGGUGCGUGUGUAACUAUAUCACAGUUAAAAGAUCAUGUCCAACAAUAUCAAGAACAACAACUCUUUCGAAUCUUGUCGGAACAACUUGAUUUCAAUGCUGAUCGCCAGAUACGAAAUCAAGCAACUGUUGGAGGACAUGUGUUAAAUCAUAGUCGCAAACACACUUCUGAUAUCUUGCCAAUUUUCUAUGUAUGCCAAACAAAAUUACGAUUCGUUCAUUUGUUAAAUAAAAAAGAAAUUGAAAUCAAUAUUCAAGAUAUCAAGACAACAGAUCUGAAUGACCUCUUACUCGUGUCAAUCUUUAUUCCAUUUUUAAGUACUGAUGAAUACCUUCAAUCUUAUAAACAAGCACAUCGACGGAAACAUGAUACUGGCAUUGUCACAGGUGCGUUUCGUUUGAAAUUGAAUGAAAAGACACAGCGGAUCCAAUCGUUUUAUAUGGCAUUCGGUGGUUUUGGUGAUGGUGUUAUUCUGGUGCCUGAAAAGACAAUGGAUUACGUAAAUAAGGGUGAACUUGAAUGGACAAAAUACGAGGUCAUGACAAACGUUAAGAAUCAUCUUUUAGAAGACGUACAGCUGGAUAAGUUUUCGGAAAACGGACAGCCGGAAUAUCGUCGUGCUUUGGUAAUUUCAUUCUUAUUCAAAUUCUAUCUUCACGUUGCUAAUCAAUCCGCAGAACUUUUUCAAAAACAACGUCCUGUCUCUCAUAGCGAACAAAUAUUCGACACUUCAAAACAAACCAAAUACGUUCAUCAACCAUCCAUCCAUCACAAUGCUUAUAUUCACGCGACCGGUGAAGCAAAAUAUGUUGACGAUCUCCCUUCAGCACACAAUACACUUCAUGGUGCACUUGUUUUUAGUACUAAAUGUCAUGCAAACAUUUUAUCAAUCAAUGCAGAAGAAGCUGAAUCGACUCCAGGUUUCGUCAAAUUCUAUACAUAUUAUGAUAUUCCACCGACCGGUUCAAAUCGAUUUGGUUCAAUAGUAAAAGAUGAAGAAGUAUUUCCUUCAAAAACUGUGCAUUGUAUGGAUAUGGUCAUUGGAUUGUGUGUUGCAGAUACGGAAGAACAUGCAAGACAAGCAGCACGAUUAGUUCGCAUCGAAUAUGAAGAAUUAACUCCUGUGAUUCUAACAAUUGAUGAAGCUAUUGAACACGAAAGUUAUUUAGGGCCACCUGGUCAACAAGAACCAGUUUUAGAAACUGGAAAUAUUGAAAAAGGUUUUAACAAGUCAGAUCAUGUUCUCGAAGGAACGUUUUAUAGCGGUGCUCAAGAACAUUUCUAUAUGGAACCAAAUGCUUAUCUGGCGCAACCAAUCAGUGAAGGGCAUUAUACACAAUUACAUCUAUAUGCAUCAACACAAGGAGCAAGUACAGUUCAAGAAUCAGUCGCAGAAGCAUUAGGUCUCAAUUCGAAUGAAGUCAUUUGUCAUGUUUUGCGCGUAGGUGGUGGUUUCGGCGGUAAAGAAUCACGUAACAUUAUUCCAUGUAUAGCAACGGCUCUCGCUGCAUACAAUUUGCAACAACCAGUACGUUUGUGUCUUACGCGUGAGGAAGAUAUGAAAUUAACUGGUCACCGUCAUCCAUUUAAAUUUCAUUACAAAGUUGGUUUUAUGAAAGACGGUCAAUUGAAAUCCGUCGACCUUCAACUUUUUGCCAAUGGCGGUUGCACAACCGAUUCAAGUUUAUUGAUGCUUGAACGCGCAAUGUUACACUGCGAUAAUAUUUACAAAUGUGAAAAUAUGCGAGUAAGAGGACGCGUCUGUCGAACCAAUUUACCAAGUAACACAGCGAUGAGAGGAUUUGGUGGUCCUGAAGCUCUCUUAGUAGCAGAAGUGAUUAUCGAUCAUAUUCACAGUUAUUUACAAUUGAAUGAUGAUCCAUCAAUUAUACGUGAAUUGAAUAUGUAUAAACCAGGUGAACGUACAUAUUUUAGUCAAGAGUUAGAGAAGAAAGAUUGGCAUGUACCGCAAAUGUGGAAGAAAUUAAAAGAAUUAGGACAAUAUGAACAACGUUUGAAAGAUGUGAAGGAAUUCAAUAAACAAAAUCAAUAUCGAAAACGAGGAUUGAGUAUAAUAGGAACUAAAUUUGGUAUUGGAGCACCAUCAGCACUGUUUUUUCAUCAAGCUGGUGCAUUAGUCACAAUCUACAAAGAUGGCAGUGUUUUGAUAACGCAUGGUGGCAUUGAAUUAGGUCAAGGACUUCAAAUAAAAAUGAUUCAAAUUACUGCUGAACAACUUGAUAUCGAAACCGAAUUAAUUCGUUUUCACGAAACAGCGACAGAUAAAAUACCGAAUGCAACACCAACUGUUGGAUCGUUAUCAGCAGAUCUGUACGGUCCUGCACUAAUCAAUGCUUGUGAGCAAAUAAAUAAAAAUCUUGCACCGAUAAAACGAAAACAUCCAGCCUCAUCAUGGAAGGAAUUAAUCGAACGAGCGUACCAGGAACGUGUCCCAUUGUCCGCACACGGUUUUUAUGGUGUACCCGAGAAAUUCAUAAAGUGUAAUUAUGCGAAAAAUGAAAUUAAUUUUAUGUAUUUCACACAAGGAGUCGGUAUGAGUGAAGUAGAGAUUGAUUGUUUAACUGGUGAUUUUCAUAUUAUACGCACUGAUAUUUUAAUGGAUUUUGGAAAAUCAUUGAAUCCAUUUAUUGAUAUUGGACAAAUUGAAGGGGCAUUUAUGAAAGGUGUUGGUUAUUUGACUAUGGAAGAACUCAUUCAAGGUGACUCUCAACAUUCAUGGAUAUCCCAACCGGGCUCCCUGCACAAUGCCGAUCCAAAUAAAUAUAAAUUACCAAUGGCAAACGAUGUGCCAAUUGAUUUUCGUGUUACACUUCUAAAUGAACAUGAAAUGAGUGAUCAAGCUGUUUGUUAUUCGUCAAAAGCAGUCGGUGAACCACCUUUAUUUUUAUCGGCAACUGUCUUUUUAGCGAUUAAGCAGGCGAUUGCAGCUUAUCGCACUGGACGAGAACCGUUCCUAUUGAACGUUCCAUUAACAUGUGAACGAAUACGAAUGGCAUGCAAAGAUGAAAUAGUCGAUUCCGUUGUUACAGAAGACAAAGAUCAUAUGUUUUAUGCAUGUGGCAGCUUUUAA
Molecule: messenger RNA, 3927 nt
Organism: Adineta ricciae
Lineage: Eukaryota; Metazoa; Rotifera; Eurotatoria; Adinetida; Adinetidae
Source: the annotation of a GenBank genome assembly